This is a messenger RNA of Passer montanus (Eurasian tree sparrow), 1234 nucleotides long. It is a transcript of the gene GPX8, whose product is annotated as glutathione peroxidase 8 (putative). Bases 35 to 667 code for a protein of 210 amino acids. Gene Ontology annotation, molecular function: glutathione peroxidase activity. The transcript has 3 exons. Lineage: Eukaryota; Metazoa; Chordata; Aves; Passeriformes; Passeridae. The record is from RefSeq and is a predicted model, not a curated record. Gene Ontology annotation, biological process: response to oxidative stress.
GGCCUGCCCAGGCUCCUCCACAAAGAUUUCAAAAAUGGAGCCUUUCACAACUAGUUAUCCUCUGAAAUACUCAGUGCACAAAGCCAGGAUCUUUGUUGUCUUCCUGUCAAUGGUUUUGUGCACCACCAUUCUCUGCCUGCUGCAACUCAGGCUUUUUAAACCUAAAAUCAAAGAUUUUUAUUCUUUUGAAGUCAAGGAUUCACGUGGAAGGAUUAUUUCUCUGGAGAAGUACAGAGGGAAAGCAACUUUGGUUGUAAACGUGGCCAGUUACUGCCAAUACACAGACAAAAAUUACAUCGCCCUGCAAGAGCUGCACAGAGAGUUUGGUCCCUCCCACUUCACUGUGCUGGCGUUUCCCUGCAACCAGUUCGGAGAAUCAGAGCCUGGCUCAAGCCAGGAAAUAGAAUCUUUUGCCAAAGGAAACUAUGGAGUAACAUUCCCUGUUUUCCACAAAAUCAAGAUCCUAGGAUCAGAAGCAGAUCCCGCCUUUAAAUUUCUAAUAGAUUCUUCAAAGAAAGAGCCUCGAUGGAAUUUCUGGAAGUAUCUUGUUAACCCUGAGGGUAAAGUCGUGAAGUUCUGGAGACCUGAAGAGCCAAUAGAAAGUAUCAAACCAGAGGUAACAUCAUUAAUCAGGCAGAUUAUCAUGAAGAAAAGAGAAGACCUCUGAAAAAGCUGUUCAACCCCAUGGGUAUACAGCCUUUCUACAUUCCUGGGAAACGUUGCUAGAAGCUAAACCAUCAGGUGAUUUUGCUAGUCUUUAACUUUGGUUUGCAAUUUGUCUUCUAGUUCUGGACUGGCUCCUGCAGUGGCCUCAAGAACACUGAGGUUACUGACACAGUGAGGCACUCAGUACUUUGCAGAAGGGACCAUCAAUUUGCAUAAAGGGUUUAUGAUUCCUUUUCAACAGCUAAUUAAAAAUUUCACCAGCAGGUAAAUAGUUAGAAAGAAGGUUUAUUAAUAAAUUACUCAUAUUUACACAGUUUUUUUCCCCCAUCUACCAGUAACACAGAGAUUUUAUAUUCUAUUAACACAUAAUUACCCUGUCAAGAAAGACAUGGGACCCAGAGACAUCCAUAGCAGGGUUUCAUAUAUAUAACUGAACAUACCAGCUUUGCAAUAUCUUCUCAAGGAAGACUACUGAACUGUGAAACUGCCCGUUGCAAAAAAAUGUACAUGGAAAAUAAAAUUAUUAAAAGAAGCACCAAAAUUGAAAUAAAGUUUGCUUGCUGCUUCA